Messenger RNA from Penicillium atrosanguineum, 2154 nucleotides. RefSeq lists its product as uncharacterized. The record is from RefSeq and is a predicted model, not a curated record. Gene Ontology annotation, biological process: nuclear-transcribed mRNA catabolic process, nonsense-mediated decay. Gene Ontology annotation, cellular component: telomerase holoenzyme complex. Gene Ontology annotation, molecular function: telomerase RNA binding; protein binding; telomeric repeat DNA binding. The coding region runs from base 1 to 2154 and encodes 717 amino acids. The transcript is spliced from 2 exons. Lineage: Eukaryota; Fungi; Ascomycota; Eurotiomycetes; Eurotiales; Aspergillaceae.
AUGGCCAAUCGCAUGUGCUCAUCGGCCAGCCCCCCGUUAUCAAGUGGCCGGCCAACAUCGGGUGUUUUAGCAGAUGACUGUACUCUCGACACCGUCAGUAGCCAAGGGGCGCGCGUUUCAAAGCACUCUCGUGGUAGUGCAUCACGCACGGAAAAGUUUCGCCGCAGGGAAAGCUCUCGAACACUAAGGGGUCAUCGAUUAUCCGCCUCCCAGCAGUUAGCGAACUAUGCCGAUGCCAGUGAAUUGGCAUCGGGGAAACCUAUCGGCACAAAUUUCUCGUUGACAAAAGAACCUGCUUAUGCCAAUUAUGAUUUGGACACACGACCAGGGUUUCGGAGGUUUCAUUCGGAUCCCAAUGCAGUUCCAAGUUCAGCCAAUGAGAAGAUCGGGGGCGAUGAAAGCAUGGAGGAUUUACCACCAAAAAGGGGGCUUGAGCCAAUCAACGGUCAAUCGCCUCCCAAGAACGCACCAUUUACAAGGACGGAAUAUCAUGAAAUGUUUAGACAGCCUGAGACCAAUCCGAUUACCGAAGAGCAGUUGAUUAAUGAGGUACGGGGCAUCUAUGCAGGGCUAGUGAUGGUCGAAAAGAAAUGCAUCGAGAUCGACAAGCAGCAGACCGAGUCCAAGGCAGAGUUAUCGGGGUCUCAGUGGCAAGCACUCAUUUCCUUGCAUCGAACCCUGCUUUACGAACACCAUGACUUCUUCCUCGCAUCACAGCAUCCAUCAGCGAGCCUCGUGUUGAAAAGACUUGCCGAUAAGUAUGCUAUGCCUGCCCGAAUGUGGCGCUAUGGUAUCCAUUCAUUCCUAGAGCUUCUUCGCCAAAAACUUCCAGAGUCAUUAGACUAUAUGCUCAACUUCAUCAAUUUAGCAUAUUCUAUGAUGACUCUGCUCCUGGAAAGCGUCUCUGCGUUCCGAGACACCUGGAUCGAAUGUCUUGGCGAUUUAGCACGGUAUCGCAUGGCAGUGGAAGAGUCUGAUAUGCGAGACCGCGAAGUUUGGGCUGGCGUGUCGCGGUACUGGUAUAACCAAGAUGCAGACCGGAAUCCCGAUGUCGGUAGAAUCCAGCACCAUCUAGCUGUGCUUGCUCGUCCGGACGUUUUGCAGCAGCUAUUCUACUACACCAAGGCUCUGGUUAGUGUGCGUCCGUUUCCCAAUGCACGCGAGAGCGUUAUACUCCUCUUCAAUCCUUAUAAUGGUCAACCGCUUCAUCAACUUACAAUGGUGACUGCCUUUAUUGCUACGCACGGUGUGCUAUUUACUCGAGGCCCGACUGAACAGUUCAUCAUCUUGGCAAAUCAUUUCCUGGCUCUUCUGCGCCGAGAAAUCCGCCGGCUUAGUCGACAGGGACAGCAGGGUGUCUAUAUGAUGUCUUGUAACUUUGCUUCCAUGCUUCAGUAUGGCGAGCCGGAGGCAGUCAUGGCGAUGGAAUUUUCAAAGCAACGCGAAAUCGAGACUGUUGACGAGGCGCACGCCUUUGCUUUGGAAUGGACUCGCGGUAGCGACAACGCAGGACCGAGUAGCGAAUCGGCGACUGUGACUAUAGAUCGAAUUUCGACUCAAAUGGCGUUCCAAGGAAGCUGCCUUGCCUUUCAUACUCUAGCCGUUCUGCUUGAUCAAAUGGGCGACCCUAACAUCUACCCAAGUGUCCAUACUUCUUUGGCCUUUAUCUGGUGCUUAGCGCUUCACCCGCCAGCUAUGCAACAGCUCGAGCAAAUGAUUCCCUGGCCGGCCAUAGCCCAAUUCCUCAACACCCUGUUUCGCCCCGAUACUAUAGUCGCAAAAGUCGAACACGCUUCAUUCCCUCUAUUCAAUGAUGGAACAAUUCAGCAGCUGCCUGAAGAUUUCCUUAUUCACGGGCAGGCAUGGAGUCAGCUAUAUUAUCCCGAAAAGUUCUUUGAAGGUGCUCCAUCAGAAGACGAAAGACCAAUUAUCGAAGAUCCCUCCGCUGCCAUACCUAGGAGACAUCGGUGUUUGUGGCUUGGAGCGAAGAUAGCAACGUUCAAUCGCUGGAUGGCUUAUACUUCAAUCCGAAGAUUUGAGGCGACUCAACUCGCACGCGAAUUUGCACAAACUGCAGGAAGCUGUGGUGGACUCAACAGUCAAGCACUGGUCGCGAAUUCAUCCCAUGUCGAUAUUGAGAUGAGUGGUGCAUGA